Molecule: messenger RNA, 1008 nt
Organism: Panicum hallii
Lineage: Eukaryota; Viridiplantae; Streptophyta; Magnoliopsida; Poales; Poaceae
Exons: 3
Coding region: 106-954 (282 amino acids)
Molecular function (GO): zinc ion binding
Source: RefSeq, a predicted model, not a curated record
CAUUUGCUCACCGCCGCCUUGCUUCCUCUCGCAUCUCCAUCGCACCGCCCCCUCCUCUGCUCCCUCAUCACCAUCGCCUCUCCCGUUCCGGUGCUGGCAGCCUGGAUGGCCACCAGCGACAGCGGCGGCUGCCGCUCCGUGUCUAGGGGGAGUCCAUCCAAGAGCAAGUCCGUCAAGGUCAGUUCUCCUGCCUUUGUCCCGUUCAUCUGCGAGGCCGGCCGGCUCUGUGAGGGUUGCAUGCUCAACUACCACAGUAAGAGGGAGGCGGCGGCAAAGGCGGCUAAGAUGAAGAUGCAGGGAUCUAAUACCCAAUCCGGCGGGGUGUCCCUUCCUGAUGAUGAGUCCGAGAAUCCCUCUUCGGAUCCCUUCAGCAUUUCAUCCUCAGGUGCUGACUCUCUGAGCGGAUCCGAUGCAAAACUCCCCCAAGGAAUGGAGACUUCUAAAUGGGGUGGAGUGGAUCAUGAGACUGCUGAGAGGUGCCGUCAUGGGAAACGUCCUCGUCGCCUGCUAUGUUGGGAUGGGAAUAACACCGGCCGCCGCUAUCUUGCUUGUCCUCUGAGGGGGAAAUUCAACAUGUGUGAUUUCAUUUCUUGGGUGGAUGACCAGUGGCCACCAAUGUUCCAGCGAGUAGUAGCAAGCAUAGGGGAAGUUGUUGGGAAGUUCAAGAAGAAACUAGAUGACCUACAGGUUGAUCUGCUGGAGGCAAUCCAGCUGAGGAAUGAUGCUGUUGAAGAGAACGAAGCUAUACUUAGUGAGAAACAGGAACAACUCCUUGAGAACCAGAGGCUUGAGAGGGAAUUUACCAUGAGAACCAGGCUUGCUCAGACCACUUGCAGCACUCUGCAGAAUAGGAUCAGCAAUGACUUGUAUGACAAGAAUAUGCUCUAUGGGUUUAUUCUGUGCAUGUUUCGGGUGAUCGUUGCCAUCCUGUUUGGUAUUGCCCUGAAGAAGUAGGGAGAUGUAGCACUACAGGUCGAUAUUUUGCUGAUGUUGAUGUCAUGUAGAUAA